Molecule: messenger RNA, 2224 nt
Organism: Patella vulgata (common limpet)
Lineage: Eukaryota; Metazoa; Mollusca; Gastropoda; Patellidae
Exons: 3
Coding region: 146-1081 (311 amino acids)
Source: RefSeq, a predicted model, not a curated record
AUCACAUGGACGAAUUGUGAAAGACACGUGUUUGUAUUAACGCGAGCUGUCAAAUCGACAAAUGCUGUGAACAGAGCAACUUGUACUUAACGACAGCUCCCACAACAUACUGUAAAUAGUACAGAUUGGAUUUAAAUAACGCAAGAUGUCGUCAUCUCAUAUGCCAGGGAGAAUUAUCCUUAUUCUUACAACAUUUGUAUUCUAUUUGGUAACCAUUGUUAUAAAUGCGCUGUCAGCAACAGGGGGUGUGGGAUUAGGUUUAUUUAAAAACACCACUGGAGAUAUUUCUGAUGCUUACUACCUAGAAAUCACACCUGCGGGUUGGACAUUCAGUGUUUGGGGUGCCAUUUAUAUAUGGCAAGCAUUAUGGUUGAUAUAUGGACUAAGUACCAUAUGUAGGAUGCAGGAUGGCCACUAUCUAUAUACCCUCGACUUCAUGCCCCCAGCUGUCUAUGCGAUCUUUAUCAUAAAUCUAUGUUGUAACAUAGUUUGGCUGUUUCUUUGGGAUCGUCAAUACCUAAUCGCAGCCUUGUGCCUCAUCGCCAUGACACCCUUCACUUUGUAUUGUACCCUCUACUUCAGUUUUUCACGUCUCUAUCGGAAUUUGAGCUACAUGACAAAACGCGCAUUAGGCAAGGACGUCUGGCUGGUACGACUUCUGGUUCAAAAUGGCAUGGCGUUCUAUGCUACCUGGACAUCCGUUGCUACAUUACUCAAUUUUGGUAUGGUCUUAGCGUAUAAGGCUGAUCUGGAACAGGAUAUCGUUUCCACAGCUAUGCUGACCAUCGUAUCGGUAGAGGUUGUGUUUUGGUUUAUUUCGGAUAUUGUACUCUUUGAUAAAUACACAAGAUAUAUCUUCAGUCCUUACAUCAUGCAAGUUAUAGCUUUCUCUGGAGUAGUGAGCAGAAACUAUAACCUGGAUACCAUGUACCGAAACUCCAUCUUCAUGCUAACGCUGCUGAUUGUAGCUGCCGUACUGUUGGUUCUCAAGGUACUCAUACUCUUCUUCCGCCAUUUUACCUCCCCUAUCACACCAAAAGACAACAACUAUCCUACAUCACUGGUCAAUUUGAAGAUUUAAAUUGAAGUCCACAAGGAACCGUGAAGUUCAAACCGUGGAACAUUUGUUCUUUUCGGAGAUUCGAAUAUUUUUUAUGAACCAAAAGUUUUUAACAAUUGGGUUUAUUUGCCCACCAAACUGAAAUUGGAUACUCUAGAACUGUUUCUUGUGUUUGUGUCUUGUCCGCUUGUUUAUCUUAAAGGAUUCUAGUUUUUUCGAUCCGCCUUCACAUACUAUGGAAACAACAUAACAACCACGUUUCAGAUCCGAACUGAGAUAACACAGAAUGGAUCAUAUUGAUAAUAAUAGUAUGUGUUGGUUUAGUGCAGCCAGCUAAAUAUAAAUGAGGAGUGAAAUAAUCCCUUACUCGGACUAUAGCUAGCAAUCAUCUCCCCUUUGACUUCAAUGAAAUGAAAUGAGGUUUAACGUUAUACUGUUCUACCCCGUUAGGGCUAGUGGAGACGGACCUUUGACUUCAAUGUUAACUUCUUGAUAUUUCUUAGGCUGUAACAUUUAAAAACAAAAAAAAAUCUUUAUAACGACAAAGAGCCCAACAUCUCACAAUCGUCAUAUAAAACUAUUGCAGGGGGGGGGGGGGUAGAGGGUGGUCAUUUCGAAUUUUAGCUAGGUCAAAGGAUGAAUAAGCAGUGGCAUCGUGUUAGUAGUUGAUUACCCUACUUCAUCUUUGGUUACUUCCUGGUCCUUCUGCCGUGGAUAUUUACCUAAACCUGGCAGAAAAUUCUUCGAGUCUACAGAGAUCAUAUUUUCUUUGGGAUGACCGCUUUCUAUAAGGCAGUAAUAUUUGGCUCCAUGGUUUGUAUGAGGCUGUCGGUAGAAAAUGUGAGAUACACUAGAAUUACUAUAUUUCUUUUCAUCAUUGUAAAGAAGGGAAAGUGGAAUAUAACGUCUAUGAAUGAAUACACAUUCGGAGUCAAUCGUUGUGAAUUAUUUUGUGGUCUGGAUGCAUCUCUUUCAAUGGCAAAUGAAUCCUUUCCUUCUUAGAAUACUUCAUUUGAUAAAAUACCUCAUUGUUUAUAUCCAAUAAUAAUAUUUAUAAAAAAGAACGAAAUUACUAAUGAAUUAAUAUAAAAUGUAACUUUUAUUUAAUUUACUCGAUUUUAUUUUGCAAUUUUCUACUCAUUAAUAAAUUUUUAUAUUUUGUUA